UAUCAACUGAAGUCCACCGACGGCCUUUGCACCACCAUGUUCCGACGGCGAACACCCAUCUCCGAUAGCAGCCUGACGGUCCGACCACCCUGUCUCAUCAUCUCUGACCUCUCAAUUUGGAGAAACUGGCGAAAUAAGUGAGGGGUUUUGUCGAAUUUGCUACUUUUAUUGGCUGCUGAAAUGGUUAUUAUUUUAAGACCUUAUAAAUCGCUUUUUAUUAAACGGUUUCGAUCAUAGUUGAUACUUGAUACCAGCCUUACCCUCUUCAAAAAUUCCUAGAAAUUCAUACCCUGAAAUCAAAAUGUCCGAUCACAUACCUUUCGACAUUCAAGUGGAAAUCAUUAAAAGGCUUCCUAUAAGAUCAUUGAUUCGGGUCAGAUCUGUUUCAAAAGUAUGGAAAUCUGUGAUCGAGUCGUCUGAUUUCAUUGUUGAUUACACUGUCCACAACCAUGAUCAACCGCAACAUUUGCUUAUAAGGUACAACAAUCUGUACUCUGAGGAAACAUAUGUUUCGAUUGUAGAUGAUGAUACGUUCCCACAAAACAAGGUUUCCAUUAUUGUUCCUCCGUCUGUUAACCUACUUUGGGAUUCAUUUGUCGUCGGUGCUUCUCAUGGAUUGGUAUGCUUGUUCGGUUAUUAUCGAAAUCAUGAUGAUUUUGAAUAUUGUUCUGGUACGGCUAUGGCUGUUCUUUGGAAUCUGUCGAUUAGAAAAUCAGUUGCUAUUGCUGUACCUGAUGUAGAUUGGCCUGCAGGAACUAAUUUUGGUUUUGGGGUUUGUCCUGCAACUAGUGACCCUAAGAUUGUAAAGAUUACUGAUACGCAUACACAUAAGAGGAUGAAAGGUGUAAGUUGCAGCAGGCAUUGGCUGGUUGAGGUUUUUAGUUUGAGCUCAAGGGUUUGGAGAAGUUCAGCUGGUAAUCUAUCUGAUAAUUUGUUUGAAAUUAAAUGGCCUCACUCUCAGGUAAUUGGUUUGGUACUAAAAUAAGUACCAGUGAUACUAAAUUUGAGCUUCUUGUUUCAUUUGAUUUGUCAAGUGAAGAAUUUAGAGAGAUAUACCUCCCAAAUACGUUAGCAUUUCACGAUCCAAUGUACAUGUAUGUAUUUAUUUAAGCUAUGUGAUUCUCUUAUUGUGCUUCAAGAGUGGUCAAUGAACGGUAUAUAUAAUAAAGUAUGGAUGAUGGAUAAUGGUGAUUCAAAAUCAUUUACAAAUCUUUGCACCAUUAACAUACCAAAUUUGUCAAGUUGUCCACUGGAGUUUAGGAGGAGGAAUGGUGAACUUAUGAUGAGAUUAACAGAUGACAGCGAUGCACUUAUAGUUUAUAACCCCUUCUUAGAACACAUCAAUGAUCUUGGGAUUGAAGGCCAAUGUUAUUCAUCACUCGUGAGCUCGUACACAGAAUCUUUAAUUUUGCUUGAUCAUUAGUUGAUGACGAGGAUGAUGAGUGUUUGAGUAGGGAAGAAAGAGCAAUUACCUCUUGAUAUUUCAAACAGAUCUAUUUUCGUUAUUUAAAAGGUGAACAUUCUUCUCUUAUCUGUUAGUUCUAUUAUUCUAACAUUAACUCACAACUAAUGUAUCAUAUUUUCUUGCAAAUUAACAUAUGGAAAUAUCUUGCUGACAGUCAAGUAGUCUUCUGCAACCUUAAGCGGUUCACAUACGGGUUAAGGCCCUUUUGACAUGUUUAUUUUAUAGUCAAUCAAUCAAACAAAUGGUCCUUGCGGUUUGGCCCUAGUCACACAAUGCUUGCUUAUGUCAUGUACUCAAACUUAUUAAAACAAAUAUUUGAAGGCGCAUUAUCUUAUUUUUGAAAGAAAAGAUAUGUUUUCUGUUGAUGA
Helianthus annuus (common sunflower) is the source of this 1833-nucleotide messenger RNA. RefSeq names its product F-box protein At4g19940-like. The coding region runs from base 302 to 985 and encodes 227 amino acids. Gene Ontology annotation, biological process: SCF-dependent proteasomal ubiquitin-dependent protein catabolic process. Gene Ontology annotation, molecular function: protein binding; ubiquitin-protein transferase activity. Lineage: Eukaryota; Viridiplantae; Streptophyta; Magnoliopsida; Asterales; Asteraceae. The transcript has 2 exons. The record is from RefSeq and is a predicted model, not a curated record.